Cydia fagiglandana is the source of this 684-nucleotide messenger RNA. RefSeq lists its product as uncharacterized. The coding region runs from base 16 to 681 and encodes 221 amino acids. The transcript is spliced from 3 exons. The record is from RefSeq and is a predicted model, not a curated record. NCBI's taxonomy places the organism in Eukaryota, Metazoa, Arthropoda, Insecta, Lepidoptera, Tortricidae.
UCAAUAUAAAAACCGAUGCAAAAGCAGCUCAGUAUCAGUCAAAAGUCUUCCAAAAUGAAGGUAGCCGCUUGCUUGCUCGUCCUAGUUGCCCUGGCCGCUUCGGCACCUCAGCCGAGGAAGGACUUCCACGAACACUUCGAGGACUUCCUUGACUUGAUCAUCCAGGAGGCUGGGGAGCAGAUGGGGGAACUCAGGGAAACUUACGAGCAGUUCGAAGAGUUCAAUGCAGCGUUGAACUACAUACAGUCCGCCGGCUUUAAGGAAAUCAUUUUGGAAAUGGAGUCGUUGCAUGAAUUCCAAGCUGUGGUAGACUUCCUGGAGGCUGACAACAUUGACAUCACUUUCUUCCUGGACAAACUCGACGAAGUUGUCAACGCCAUCCCCAGCUCCCGGCGCAGCGCCCGCGAGGCCUCCGGCACUUCCCUGACCUCCUUCCUUCAGGACAGCAUUGCUCUCUUCCCCAAAGAAAAGUUGGACGCUCUCUUCCAUCAGAAGAAGGAGGAGGAUGAGGAGUUCAGGAACGCUAUCGACAACCUGUUCUCUGACGAAUGGAUAGCUACGUUCACCGCUCUGCGCGAGACUCCUCAGUUCCACGAGGAGGCCGCUACUUUGCACGAAAAUGGAAUCGACCUUCAUGUUUUGAUCGAAGAAGUUGUUGCUAUUUUUGGGCAGAACAAGUAAAUU